Messenger RNA from Penicillium verrucosum, 333 nucleotides. RefSeq lists its product as uncharacterized. The transcript has a single exon. The record is from RefSeq and is a predicted model, not a curated record. Lineage: Eukaryota; Fungi; Ascomycota; Eurotiomycetes; Eurotiales; Aspergillaceae. The coding region runs from base 1 to 333 and encodes 110 amino acids.
AUGAAUCCUGAACCCCCACAACAACCUCAACCCCCGAGGUAUACCCUCCGCACCUACCGACCAGGGGAUAUAGGCUGGAUAAUCCACCGCCACGCAACACCCUACGAAACAGAAUACGGCUGGGGUACAAAAAUGGAAGCGCUAGUAUGCAAAGUGGGGGCUGAAUUCCUCGACAACUACGACGCAUCCACAGACCGGUGCUGGAUCGCCGAGCGCAACGACGAGUUCCUCGGUUGUAUAGUUCUUGUCCAAGACAGAGAGCUUGUCAACACAAGUUGCGUCUCCUACUUGUUGAGCCCAGCGCGCGGGGCCUUGGACUCGGCCGUGCUUUGA